This is a messenger RNA of Rasamsonia emersonii CBS 393.64, 1905 nucleotides long. RefSeq names its product OPT oligopeptide transporter. NCBI's taxonomy places the organism in Eukaryota, Fungi, Ascomycota, Eurotiomycetes, Eurotiales, Trichocomaceae. Bases 1 to 1905 code for a protein of 634 amino acids. The transcript is spliced from 11 exons. Gene Ontology annotation, molecular function: oligopeptide transmembrane transporter activity. Gene Ontology annotation, biological process: transmembrane transport. The record is from RefSeq and is a predicted model, not a curated record.
AUGGCCUCAGAUGUUGAAGCCCUCAAGACCCCGGAUGGAGUGCCCAACUCGGCCACGGCCGACGAAGCCGUCGAAAUGGCCAUCGCAGAGACCAACAUCGACUACACGAUCGACUCGGACAACUCGCCCUACCUGGAUGUGCGCGCCAAUGUGCCCAACACCGACGACUCCAGCCUCCCCGUCAACAUCGUCCGGAUGUGGUUCCUGGGCGUCGUCUUCACCUUGGUCGGCACGGGCAUCAACCAGUUUUUCUCCAUGCGCUAUCCCAGCGUGACCAUCACCUCGCUGGUCGCCCAGCUGGUCAGCUAUCCUGCCGGCUGCCUGCUCGCGAGGAUCCUGCCCGUCAAGACGUACCGGCUGUUUGGACGGGACCUUGUGCUCAAUCCGGAUCGCUCGUUCAAUGUCAAGGAGCAUGCCGUCAUUACGAUCAUGUCGAACCUCAGCUUUGGCCAGUCCUGGGCGAGCGCCAUCAUCCAAGCCCAGAAAGUGUACCUGCACAUGUCCACCCCCGUGGGCUACCAGAUCCUGCUCGCCUUGUCCAUGCAGAUGUUUGGUCUGGGCCUGGCGGGUCUGGCAUAUCGGUACAUUGUGGAACCGCCCCAGAUGAUCUGGCCAUCGACGCUCGCCAACGCCGCCCUCUUCGAGACUCUGCAUAGCGGCGCCAAUCCCCUCGCCGACGGCUGGAAGGUCUCCCGGUACCGAUUCUUCCUGUACGUCUUCAUCGGCGGCUUCUGCUGGUACUGGCUGCCGGGGUUCCUGUUCACAGGGCUCAGCACGUUUGCCUUCCUCUGCUGGGCUGCGCCAGACAACAAGGUCGUGAACAAUCUCUUCGGCAUGACGACGAGCCUGGGGUAUUUGCCCACCACGUUCGACUGGGGCCAGAUCGCAUACAACGGCUCGCCGCUGGUGGUGCCGUUCUGGGCACAGGCCAACGUCUUUGCCGGCUGGUUCUGCGUCUACGCCAUGGCCGCGCCCAUCCUCUACUACACCAACACCUGGUUCACGGCGUAUCUGCCGCUGACGGGCUCCGACGCCCGCAUCCUCGACCGCUCCGGCGCCAUCGACGAGGCCAAGUACCGGGCCUACAGUCCGCUGUAUCUGCCCGUAACGUUUGCGCUGUCCUACGGCCUAAUUGUCAUCGCGAUCGCAAUCCUGACGCAAUACGUCUGGCACACCGAGGUCCCGUUCUGGGGGAUCCUGCUCACGUUUGCGGUGGCGGCCAUCUACGUGAUCCCCGUGGGGACGCUGUAUGCGAUAGCCAAUCUGAACAGCAAUGUGCUGACCGUUCUGGGGGAGAUUAUGUCGGGGUACCUUCUGAAGGGGCGGCCGCUGGUGCUUCUCAUUUUCAAGUUCUAUGCGUAUACGGGCUUGAAUGGCGUCCUGCUCUGGGUCCUCGGCCACGUCAAGGACGUAUGCGCGAGCACUCAAUCUGACAACUUCACCUGUCCGCAGGGCCGAGUCAACUAUAACAGCGCCAUUCUGUGGGGUGCAAUCGGCCCUUCUCGCCUCUACAGCCCCGGCCGCAUCUACUCCGGCCUCCUGCACAUGUUCUGGCUCGGCGCCGCCCUGCCGCUGCUCACGUUCUUCCUGCGCAAGCGGUUUCCAGCUUCGAGACUGCUGGCGGCCGUCCACUGGCCGAUAUUCUUUGCUGGCACAGGGAAUCUGCCUCCUGCAGAAUACUACUCCACCGCCUUCGUCGUGAGCUUCAUCUUCAACAAGCUGAUCCGGACCCGCAAACCCCGCUGGUGGGCCAAAUACAACUAUGUCCUCUCCGCCGCGCUGGACGCCGGCGUCGCCGUCUCCGCUGUCGUCAUCUUCUUCGUCCUCGUGUUGCCGGGCGUGUCGCUCUCCUGGUGGGGGAAUACCGUCAAUGGUAGCACGGUCGAUGGCAAGGGGACGCCGUGA